Molecule: messenger RNA, 630 nt
Organism: Penicillium waksmanii
Lineage: Eukaryota; Fungi; Ascomycota; Eurotiomycetes; Eurotiales; Aspergillaceae
Exons: 2
Coding region: 1-630 (209 amino acids)
Source: RefSeq, a predicted model, not a curated record
AUGGCUAGCCCUGUCAACCUCGAAAUCGCCGAACUAAUGCGCGAAGUCGGUCUCAAAUGCAUAAGUUUCAACGGCAUCCCCCGAACAAUAAACAGUUUAAACGCCUUUAAAACAAGCCUCCCCGAGACAAUCGCCGAUAACCUCUCUAAAACCCCCACCCGCACACCCACACCAGAAAACAUAACGUCCAUCAAAGACCGCGGCCACACCCUGUGGGACUCAAUCUAUCGCCCCUUCGAGAAAAAGCUCUACAAUCGCCUCGCAGAUUCACACCCCGAUUUGCCUGUCAUUAUUCUGAAUAGUCACUACGGCGCUUUACUCUCGGACCCCGCGGAGCGUGCCGCUAGCACCAGCGCCAGCAGCAGUGCGGGCCGUGUGCUCACUUCUAUCGUUGCCAUUGCAUGUUUGCGCGCGCAGUCGGGUGUGGCGCCGCAGGUUCUUUCGCAUGUUUUUGGACUGCGGAAGGCGCUGGAGGAUGGUUCUUGGACGAGUGAUGUUGAGAGUGAGCAGGGGGCGCGGUGGUUGGCGAGUGAUGAGGGGAAUGAGUGGAUUCUGAAUAGUGUUGAUAAGAUUGUUAAGGCUAUUGGGCAGGGGCAGGGGUCGAACUUUGCUCCUAUGGCGAAGUUGUAG